CCAGGUGGCUUCUACAUGCUCCUGGACGCCAAGAAUGCAAAACCAGGGCAGAAAUCUGCCCUCCUGAGCCCUCUGAGCCAGUCCUCCGGCUGCCUGAGCCUGUCCUUUCACUACACCCUCCAUAACCAGUCCCCGGGUGCAGCCCUUAUGAUCUACGCUUCUGUCUUGGGCAGCAUCCGGAAACACACUCUCUUCUCAGGACAACCCGGACCCAACUGGCAGCCUGUUUCUGUCAAUUACACAGGCCAGGGGUGGAUUCAGUUCACCAUGGUGGGCGUGUUUGGAAAGAUCCCCGAGCCAGCUGUGGCGGUGGAUGCAAUCAGCAUCGCUCCCUGUGGGGAGAGCUUUCCUCAGUGUGACUUUGAAGACAAUGCCCACCCUUUUUGUGACUGGAUCCAGAUAUCCCAGAAUGGUGGACACUGGACCCAGGGAAAUGAAAGUACACCCAUCCAGGGUCCAGGCCCCUUCGGAGGCUCCCUCAGUGGAGAAGGUCACUAUGUCUACCUGCAAACUGACAAGGUCUCCCAGGCAGGCCAGGCUUUCCGACUGGUGAGCCGGCCCUUCUGCGCCCCGGGUGCGAUCUGUGUGGAGUUUGCUUACCACAUGUAUGGCCUCGGAGAGGAAGCGAAGCUCAGGCUUCUGCUGGCGAGUCCUGCAGGCAGUUCCCCAAGUUCUCUCUGGGAACGCGUUGGGUCUCAGAGCCCUGACUGGCUGAAAGCCUCUGUCACCAUCCCUUCGGGACAUCAGCGGCCCAUUCAGCUGACAUUCGAGGCUGUCAGGGGCACCAACACUGCCUUCGUUGUUGCUGUGGGAUUCACCUCGAUCAACCACGGGACCUGUCGGGAAAAACCUAUGGCCCCCACAGGAAAACCAUCUGUCCCCAGUGAAAUAGCCACUGUCACCACAGAAAAGCCCACUGUUUCCACUGAAAAACCUACAAUCCCCACAGAAAGUCCUACAGUCCCCACAGAAAAACCUACCAUCCCCACUGAAAAACCCACCGUCCCCACCAAAAGGACCACCACCCCCACUGAAAGGAUCACCAUUACCACUGAAAGGACCACUAUCCCCACAGAAAGGAUCACCAUCCCCACAGAAAAACCCACAGUCCCCACCCAGAGGACCACCAUCCCCACUGAAAGGACCACCAUUACCACUGAAAGGACCACUAUCCCCACAGAAAAACCCACGAUCCCCACUGAAAGGACCAGAGCCCCUGCGACACCCCAGUCCAGCCCUACCCUUGUACCCACUGGGCCAACAGUCCUGGGGGUGCCUCCUGGUGCUCCAAGUACCUCCAUGACCACUGUGACCCCGGCCACCACUACAGUGAACUGCCCCCCAGAUGCCCACUUUGAACCCUGCGCCUGUCCGGCAUCCUGCCAGAGCCCCACACCCAACUGUGGGCGCCCCUGCAAGCCCGGCUGUGUUUGCAAUUCUGGCUUUUUCUUCAAUGGCUCCCGCUGCAUCAACGCCUCUUCCUGCAAUUGCUUCUACAAUGAAAAUUUCUAUAAGCCGGGGUCAGAGUGGUUCAGCCCCAACUGCACAGAGCGGUGCCGCUGCUGGCCUGGCAGUCGGAUGGAGUGCCAGGCCUAUAAGUGCGGGGGGCGCACAGUGUGCCAGCUGAAGAAGGGCCAGUACCGAUGCCACCCCUAUGGCCCUGCCACCUGCUCCGCCUACGGAGACCCUCAUUACCUCACCUUCGACGGGAGGCGUUUUAACUUCAUGGGCAAGUGCACCUACAUCUUGACUCAACCCUGUGGCAACCUGACAGAGCCAUUCUUCAGGGUGACAGUAAAGAAUGAGCAUCAAGGACAAGAAGGCAUGUCCCACCUAAGCAAGGUCUAUGUGACUCUGCCUGAAACCACCAUCACCCUGCUCAAGGGCAGACGCACGCUGGUUGGGGGUCAGCUAGUCACCCUUCCAGCCAUACCUUCUAAAGGCGUCUUCCUGGCUCCAAGUGGGCGAUUUGUGGAGCUGCAGACGGCGUUCGGUCUGCGGCUGAGAUGGGACGGUGACCAGCAGCUGUUUGUGACUGUGCCCAGCACCUACUCUGACAAACUCUGUGGAUUCUGUGGCAACUAUGAUGGCGACAGCAGCAACGACAACCAGAAGCCAGAUGGCAGACCAGCACGAGACGAGGUGGAGCUGGGUAACAGCUGGCAGACCUCAGAGGAUGAGGACCAGACGUGCCAGCAGAAUCAGGAGUAUCCUCCCUCUUGCAGCACAGACCUGCAGAACAAUAUGUCGGGGCCAGAGUUCUGUGGACGGCUUGUGGCCUCUCGCGGAGCCUUUGAGGCAUGCCUGCCUCACGUCAUGGCUUCAUCCUUCUUCGACAACUGCAUGUUUGACAUGUGUAACUUCCAAGGGCUGCAGCAGGAGCUGUGUGCCCACAUGUCGGCCUUGACUGAGACCUGCCAGGAUGCCGGCUACGUGGUGAAGCCCUGGAGAGGACCCCAGUUCUGCUCUCUGGCCUGCCCAGCCAACAGCAAGUACACGCUGUGUGGCAGGACGUGCCCCGACACCUGCCACUCCGGGGUCUCGGGCAUGUCCUGCCAGGACCGCUGUGUGGAGGGCUGCGAGUGCGACCCUGGCUUCGUCCUCAGCGGUCUCCAGUGCGUCCCCCGGUCCGAGUGCGGGUGCCUCGACCCCACAGCCGGCUACUUCAAGAUCGGGGAGCAGUGGUUCAAGCCGGGCUGCACACAGCUCUGUAUCUGUGAGGGCAGCAACAGAAUUCGCUGUGUGCUCUGGAGAUGCCAGGCCCAGGAGCUCUGUGGUCGGCAGGAUGGCAUCUAUGGUUGCCAUGCUCAAGGGUCCGGCACCUGCACUGUCUCGGGGGACCCCCACUACCUGACGUUUGAUGGAGCCCUGCACCACUUCAUGGGCACCUGCACCUACAUCCUGACCCGGCCUUGUUGGCUGAGGUCCCUAGAGAAUAACUUCGUCGUGAGCGCCACCAACGAGUUCCGCCAUGGGAACUUGGAGGCCUCCUAUGUCAGAGCCGUCCACGUGCAGGUCUUCAACCUCAAAAUCUCGCUGAUCAAAGGCCGCAAGGUCGUGCUGGAUGGUCGCCGGGUGGCCCUGCCCCUGUGGCCUGCACAAGGCCGGGUAAAUGUGAGGUCCAGUGGCUCCUUUGUCCUCCUCUACACGAACUUUGGGCUUCAAGUUCGCUAUGAUGGGAACCACCUGGUGGAAGUGACCGUGCCCUCCUCCUACGCUGGCCGGCUCUGCGGGAUGUGCGGGAACUACAACAACAACAGUCUAGACGACAUUCUACAGUCUGAUAAAAGACCUGCAAGCAGCCCUGCACGCCUGGGGGCCUCCUGGAAGUUAAAUGAGUUAUCUGAACCUGGCUGCUUUGCUGCAGGUGGCGAUUCCCCCAAGUGCCUGGGGGAUGAAGUGCCCGAUACCUGGAAUAAGAACUGUGAAAUCUUAAGGAACCCUUUGGGACCCUUCUCCCAGUGCCACAAGGUGGUGUCCCCGCAGUCCAGCUUCAAAAGGUGUGUGUAUGGCCAGUGUGGAACCAAGGGCGAUGCCCUGACCCUGUGCCGCUCCCUGCAGGCCUACGCGUCCCAGUGUGCCCGCGCCGGCCAGGUCCUCACCUGGCGGAAUAGCACCUUCUGCCCUCUGAAGUGCCCACUGGGCAGUAGCUACAGCACCUGUGCCAACCCCUGCCCGGCCACCUGCCCUGGCCUGAACACCCCAUCUCCCUGCCCGUCCUCGCUGCCUUGUGCCGAGGGCUGCGUGUGCCAGAAAGGCCACAUCCUGAGCGGAACCUCCUGUGUGCCUCUCAGCCAGUGUGGCUGCACCAGCCAGAGCGGCUCCUACCACCCGGUCGGGGAGAGCUGGUACACGGACAACACCUGCUCCAGGCUCUGCACCUGCUCCACCCACAACAAUAUAUCCUGCCUCCAAACGGCCUGCAAGCGUGACCAGAUGUGCUGGCCCCAGGAUGGGCUGAUCCGGUGCCGGGUGGCAGGGAUGGGAGUGUGUCGCAUUCACAAUGGCUCCCACUACGUAAGCUUCGAUGGUAGUUACCAUGCCGUCAGGGGCACCUGCACUUACAUCCUGGCGAAAACAUGCCACUCCACCAUGGACCUGCCUUUCUUCAAGAUCAGUGGCAAGAAUGGGAAGCGGGAAGGCCAAGCCCCCAAUUUCUACCUCCGCCAGGUCCACGUGGACAUCUAUGGGUCCCUGGUCACUCUGCAGAAGGACCAAGUGCGGAUCAAUGGCACACGAGUCUCCCUUCCUGCGACCACCCAGGUCCGGGGGGUCAAAGUCACUUCCAGGAACGGCUAUCUUGUGCUCAACAUCAUCAUCGGGGUGCAAGUCAAGUUUGACGGCAAUGGUUUCAUAGAGAUCGAACUCCCCAAAGCCUAUUAUGGAAAGACUUGUGGCAUGUGCGGGAACUUCAAUGGUGAGGAAGAAGACGAACUCAUGAUGCCCAGUGAUGAACUAGCCCAGGAUGAUGUCAUGUUUACGGACAGUUGGCAAGAUAAGGAAAUCGACCCAAACUGCGAAGACGACGACAAGAAGACCGAAGCUGAACCGCAGGAGAAGCCAGAUACAAACUGCAGGCCAGCUGACCUGCAGAAAGCCCAGAGACAAUGCCAGGCAGCCUUCGGGGCUCCCGCCUGGGCCACGUGUGCCUCCCGUGUGAUCCUCAGUCCCUUCUUGCACAGCUGUACCCAUAAACUCUGUGAGUUCGGAGGCCUAAACCGUGCCUUCUGUGAGUCUCUGCAAGCGUUCGGGGCUGCCUGCCAGGCCCGGGGAGUGAAGCCUCCAAUCUGGAGAAAUAGCAGCUUCUGCCCUCUGGACUGCUCCACCCACAGCAUCUACACAAACUGCCUUCCCUCCUGCUCCCCUUCCUGCUUGAAUCUGGAAGACCAGUGCCAAGGGGGCAGACUUCCCUCCACCUGCGAGGAGGGCUGCGUCUGCGAGCCCGGCUACCUGCUCAGUGGGCAGCAGUGUGUGUCUAGGAGUCAGUGCGGCUGCAAAGACACCCAGGGUGCCUACCUCCCUGCGGGGAAGUCCUGGCUCUCCGGAGGCUGCUCGAACAGCUGUACCUGCAAAGGGGGAGCCAUUCAGUGCCGGCCCUUCACCUGCCCCUCUGGUUCUCACUGCCAGCCCAGCUCCAAAGAAAAGGGCAAGGACAGCUGCACAGCUGACAAGUGGGAGCAAUGCACAGUUUUUGGGGAUCCCCACUACCGCACAUUUGAUGGCCUCAGCUACCGCUUUGAAGGACACAUGACCUACACGCUAGUCAAGACCAUGGAUGUGCUCCCCGAUGGGGUGGAGCCCGUAGUUGUGGAGGGACGCAACAAGGUGUACCCGUCCUUCAAGCCGGUCUUCCUGCAUGAAGUCAUUGUGAAGGUCUACGGCUACACAGUCCAGCUCCAGGAUGAACUGGAGAUUGUGGUCAAUGGUCAGAAGAUGGCCAUCCCCUACAAGCCCAAUGACCAUCUGUCGAUCUUCUUGCGGAGCCAUCGUCUGUAUCUGAUCACAGACUUUGAGAUGGUCAUCAGCUUCAAUGACAGGCACAACGCAGUGAUCUCCCUGCCCAUCACCUACCAGAGGCUGGUGCUCGGCCUGUGCGGCAACUUCGACAAAAACAAGAGGAAUGACUUUGUGCUGCCUGACGGCACCCUCACCCAGAACCUCCUCCUCUUCGGCAACAGCUGGGAGGUAAAGAAGACUAAGGGAGGAGGCCUCGCCCGCUUCUCAAGGGCCGUAGGAGAGGAGGAAGAGGAAAAAGAGUCAGGCUUUCAUGUGUCUGAAUGCAGCCCGGAGCAGCUGGAGCUCAUCAACAACACCCAGGCGUGUGGGGUGCUGGUGGACCCCCAGGGCCCCUUUGCUGCCUGUCACCAGAUGGUGGCCCCAGGGCCCUUCCAUGAGCAUUGUGUGUCUGAUCUGUGUGCCGCCUGGGACCCCAAAGAGCAAGAGGAGCUGCGCUGCCAGGUCCUCAGUGGCUACGCCAUCAUCUGCCAGGAGGCGGGUGCCUCCCUGGCCGGCUGGCGGGACCACACCCACUGUGCCUUGCAGUGUCCGGCCAAUACUGUCUAUCAGAGCUGCAUGAGCCCCUGCCCAGCCUCCUGUGCCAGCCUGGUGGUCCCUGGGGACUGCGAUGGCCCCUGUGUGGAGGGAUGUGCCAGCCUCCCGGGCUACGCCUACAGUGGUGCCCGGAGCCUUCCCCUGUCCCGCUGUGGCUGCACCGACAAGGGCAUCUACUAUCAGCAGGGUGACAGCUUCGUGACCGAGGACUGCUCUCAGCGCUGCACCUGCGCCAGCUCGGGGGUCCUUCUGUGUGAGCCUCUCAGCUGCAGCACUGGGGAGAUCUGCACCCUGGGGAACCUCACUCGUGGCUGCUUUCGAGACAGCCCAUGUCUACAGAACCCCUGCCAGAAUGACGGGCGGUGCCAGGAGCAGGGAACCCACUUCAUCUGUGAGUGUGAAUUUGGUUACGGGGGAGACCUCUGCUCAGAGCCUCGGGACGUGCUGCCCCGCAAAAAACCAGAAGCAUCCAACUUUGUGGCCAUCCUAUUGGGAAUGCUGGUGCCCGUGGUGGUCAUAGUGCCCGCAGUGACCAGGGAGUGCAUUUCCAGGAAGCGGCAGAAGAGGAGGUGAGUUGCUGGGGGGCUGGUGGGAGAGAGUAAGCAUGGGGAGUGGGUGCCAACCUUCCACCCUUGUGUCUGUUCCCCAUGCCCUCAGGAAUAAAAGGCAGAGCCAGAACCGAGACAAGCUGGCGGGUCCAGGUGAGCCUUGACCCUGAGACCUCGAGAAAGUUCUUCUCGCUUUCUCCUCAGACUUUGCUCCAGAGCACGCCUUCACCAUCGCUGAGUUUU
Vicugna pacos (alpaca) is the source of this 6842-nucleotide messenger RNA. Lineage: Eukaryota; Metazoa; Chordata; Mammalia; Artiodactyla; Camelidae. The record is from RefSeq and is a predicted model, not a curated record.